This is a messenger RNA of Adineta ricciae, 636 nucleotides long. NCBI's taxonomy places the organism in Eukaryota, Metazoa, Rotifera, Eurotatoria, Adinetida, Adinetidae. The record is from the annotation of a GenBank genome assembly.
AUGUUGGUUAAAGUUCUGUCGGAAAAUGUCGACGACGGCAAGGAGGAUAUUGCAGUUGAAUGUUCGUCAGUAGGAUGCUUUGUGUUCAAAUACAUGUCGUACAUACUGUUGACAGCGGUUGUAAUUCUUAUUGUUGGAGCUUGUUGUUUCAGUUACUUUUUCCGGCGAGCAUACACUUUUCGUAAACAAUGUCAACGGCAGAGAAUUUACCAUGAUAAACAAAUAGAAUGUGAGCUAGGCGUUUCGCUCGAUAGCGAAAACAUUUUCCAAUCGGGACAAUGGUUGAGUCAAUGUGAUCAAAAUGGAUCCUGGCAUCGGCCAGCUCGGCAAAUGAUAACCUUCAAUACUGAAAAGAAUAUUCUAACGGGACACGGUAUCGAUGAUAUUGGGCAAUUUCGUUUAGCUGGUAGCUUAUCGUUAACAUUCUCUACUGUGAAUAUAAUUAAGAAGUAUAUACGAGUUACCGGUGGUACGCAAGAGAAGUUUGGACAUGAAGUUAGAAUUGAUUUAGAAUGGAGCAGAGAAAGAAAUUCAUUUAUCGGAAAAUGGACAGUUCACACUAGCAAGUGCAAUGAUGAGGGCCCGUUCGAACUUCGAAAGGUGCCACAAUCAAGUGCUAAUAAAACUUCAGAAUAG